AUGAGGCUCCUCGACAUCACCAUGAGCACUAUCUUAGCCACUUGCUAUCUCUUCGGACUGGCAAGCGGCUUUGUGGCAGAUUUGUCUCUUCUUGCCUUCGCAGGCACUCCGGUUGGACAGGUAAUCAACUUCAACGGGCUGGACAUAUACGUAUCCAAGCCGAAGGAACAGCCAGGUAGCAAUGGCAUGCCCGUUCAACCCAAACCAACGGUCGGCAUCGUCCACUUGACAGACGUGUUCGGAAUUCAGUCAACGGAGAACAAACUUCUCACAGACAGUUUCGCGCGCGCUGGCUAUGUCACAAUUAUGCCCGACCUCUUCAAUGGAAAGCCACGAUCCGAGGAUCCAAAGUCCGGCUUCAACGCAACCGAGUUCUUCGGAUCGCACGGACCGAGCGUCACUGAUCCUAUCGUCACGACGGCACUCUCAUAUAUGCGCGACCAGAUGGGUGUGUCAAAGAUUGCAACUGUGGGAUAUUGUUUCGGCGGCCGGUACGCAUUCCGUGCGCUGGGAUUCCCUCAAGGCAAGGCGGUGAAUGCGGCAUUCGCUGCUCACCCGACUUUGCUAGGUGAUGAUGAGAUCAAAGCAAUAUCAGGCCCCGCUAGCUUGGCCAUCGCUGAAAAGGACACGGGUAUGAAAAUACAAAGAAGGGUUGAAAUUGAAAUGGCUAUGGCACGCACUGGUCAGCCGUGGACUAUGAACUUGUACGGGGGUGUUCCGCAUGGAUUUGCAACCCAUCCCAAUCUUGAUGUACCUGUGGAAAAGGCUGGCAAGGAGGAUGCAGUUAUCGUCGUUGCUGGCUCUGCCUCAGGUAUGGGGCUCGCUACCUCGAAGACUCUCAUCUCAAAAGGGGCAAAGGUCGCAAUGUGUGACUUGAACGGCAAAGGUCUCGAAAAUUUCAGAAACGAGUUGGAUCCCGAGAUUCAAAGCCGAGUCCUCGUGAAGUCUGUCGAUGUCAUCAGUCGCCAAGGCGUCAAGAGCUUCUUGGCAGAGACCAUGGCACACUUUGGAAAGAUUGACGGUGUUGUCAACUUCGCAGGCACUGGUGGCCAUGAACUUGGAACCCAAUCCAUCUGGGAAACAAGCGACGAAGAGUUCCAGUUCAUCAUUGACCUCAACAUCAAAGGGGCAUUCAACUUCCUCGCUGAGUCACUCAAACCCGACGUGUUGACCGAUGGCGGGAGCUUUGUUCAUGUUGGGAGUAUGUUCUCAACUCAGGGGUUUCUUAGAGGUGCUGUCUUUGCUGGUUCCAAACAUGCCUCAUUAGGAAUGGUGCGGAGUGCAGCCAAGGAGGUCGGAGGUAGAGCCAGAGUCAAUUGUGUGUUACCUGGCGCGAUCGAUACUCCAAUGCAUCGGGCCAAUCUUGAGAGGGUACGAGACUUCCCUGCGCCGACAUUGGUUGGCGGUGCGCAAGAAGUUGCAGACGUCACAGUUUUCCUCCUUAGUGACAAGAGCACUUUUGUCAAUGGCGCUGCCUGGAGUGUUGAUGGCGGCGCUGGGCUUUAA
Messenger RNA from Colletotrichum gloeosporioides, 1506 nucleotides. Its product is annotated as putative oxidoreductase. The transcript is spliced from 6 exons. The coding region runs from base 1 to 1506 and encodes 501 amino acids. NCBI's taxonomy places the organism in Eukaryota, Fungi, Ascomycota, Sordariomycetes, Glomerellales, Glomerellaceae. Gene Ontology annotation, molecular function: hydrolase activity. The record is from RefSeq and is a predicted model, not a curated record.